Messenger RNA from Selaginella moellendorffii, 694 nucleotides. Its product is annotated as ADP-ribosylation factor-like protein 2. Bases 29 to 586 code for a protein of 185 amino acids. Gene Ontology annotation, biological process: protein folding. Gene Ontology annotation, cellular component: microtubule cytoskeleton; cytoplasm. NCBI's taxonomy places the organism in Eukaryota, Viridiplantae, Streptophyta, Lycopodiopsida, Selaginellales, Selaginellaceae. The transcript is spliced from 5 exons. Gene Ontology annotation, molecular function: GTPase activity; GTP binding. The record is from RefSeq and is a predicted model, not a curated record.
AAAUUAGCAUAGCUUUAGGGCAAAGGGAAUGGGGCUGCUCACGAUCAUCCGCAAGGUGAAGCGCAAGGAGAAGGAAAUGCGCAUUCUCAUGGUAGGGUUGGACAAUGCGGGAAAGACGACGAUCGUCAAGAGAAUGAAUGGGGAGGACAUUAGCGACAUCAGUCCCACGCUUGGGUUCAACAUAAAAACGAUGCGAUACGGCAAGUAUAGGCUAAACAUUUGGGAUGUUGGUGGCCAAAAAACUCUGAGAUCGUACUGGAGGAAUUACUACGAGCAAACGGAUGGUCUGGUGUGGGUGGUCGACAGUGCUGAUUUGCGUCGCCUCGACGACUGCAAGAAGGAGCUACACAACCUUCUCAAAGAGGAGCGUCUUGCCGGAGCAUCACUGCUGAUACUGGCCAACAAGCAGGACAUAGACGGCGCUCUGGAUCUCGAUGAAAUCUCAAAGGUCCUGCGGCUUGAUUUAAUGGACAAAAGCAGGCAUUCUCGCACUGUUGGAUGCAGUGCUGUUACUGGGGACGGAUUACUGGAAGCGUUCGACUGGUUAGUCUCAGAUAUAGGAUCCCGUAUUUAUCUUCUGGACUAGCUGGCCAUUCCUCUGGAUGCUUGCACGAAGAAGAUCGUUUGAAGUGAAGAGGCUUAAGAAUCUAUCGACUUCUGCGGCCUUUGUUUCUAAUGAAGCGGUAUUCAAGCA